GUAACACUGUUCUUCGACUUGGUUUUUUUUAUUGUGACUUUGCAAGCGACGUUUUUUGUGCAUUACUUUUAGUUAGAUUCGUUUUUAAGCUAUAGUUUAAUUGUUUAAUUUAUUGUGAUGGCCGAAUUUCUGGACUCCGAGGCCGAGGAAUCGGAGGAGGAGGAAGAGUUGGACGUGAACGAGCGCAAGAAGCUCAAGAAACUGAAAGCCGCCGUGUCCGACAGCAGCGAAGAAGAGGAAGAUGACGAAGAACGCCUGCGCGAAGAGCUCAAGGAUCUAAUCGACGACAAUCCCAUUGAGGAAGAUGACGGCAGUGGUGAUGACUCAGACACCGGAAGCGGUGGAGACACCGAAGGCGGAGGCAGUGGCAAGAAGCGCAAAAAGCACGAGGAUGAUGAUCUGGAUGACCGGCUUGAGGACGACGAUUACGAUCUGAUUGAAGAGAACUUGGGCGUAAAAGUCGAAAGAAGGAAACGUUUCAAGCGUCUGCGUCGGAUCCACGACAAUGAGAGCGAUGGCGAGGAGCAGCACGUGGAUGAGGGUCUUGCCCGGGAGCAGAUUGCCGAGCAGCUGUUUGACGAGAACGAUGAGAGCGUUGAGCAUCGCAGCGAACGUAGUCCCAGGGAGGCGGAUGCUUUCGACGAGGAGGACUCAGAGUCAGAUGCCGAUGACUUCAUUGUGGACGACAACGGACGUCCCAUAGCCGAGAAGAAAAAGAAGCGUCGUCCCAUCUUCACAGACGCAUCGUUGCAAGAGGGCCAGGACAUCUUUGGCGUAGAUUUUGACUACGACGACUUCUCUAAGUACGAGGAGGAUGAGUACGAGGAUGACACCGAGGGCGAUGAGUAUGACGAGGAGCUGGGAGCCGGCGAUGAUAACCGUGUCAAGAAGAAAAAGGCUCUUAAGAAGAAGGUGGCCAAGAAGACGAUCUUCGACAUAUACGAGCCAAGCGAGUUGAAGCGUGGUCACUUUACCGACAUGGACAAUGAGAUCCGCAAGACGGACAUUCCAGAGCGCAUGCAGCUGCGCCAGGUGCCUGUGACUCCGGUGCCCGAGGGCUCUCACGAGCUGGACCUCGAGGCGGAUUGGAUAUACAAGUAUGCAUUCUGCAAGCAAACAGUAUCCGAGCAGGAAAAGGCCGAAAACCGCGAGAAGUUGCGCAAACCGCCGACGGCCGUGAACAAGAUCAAACAGACGCUGGAGUUUAUCCGUAACCAGCAGCUGGAGGUGCCCUUCAUCGCCUUCUAUCGUAAGGAGUAUGUUAAACCAGAGCUUAACAUCGACGAUCUUUGGAAGGUGUACUAUUUCGAUGAACGCUGGUGCCAGUUAAACGAGAGAAAGCGCAAGCUAAAGGUGCUCUUUGAAAAGAUGCGCCAAUUCCAGCUGGACACACUGUGCGCCGAUCCUGAUGCCCCAAUACCAGAUGAUGUACGCCUGAUGUUGGAUAGUGAUUUUGAGCGUCUGGAUGACGUGCAGUCCAUGGAGGAACUAAAGGAUGUGCACAUGUACUUCCUGCUAAACUACUCGCACGAGCUGCCGCGCAUGCAAGCUGAACAGCGGCGUAAGGUAAUUCAGGAGCGCCGGGAAGCCAGAGCUCGUCGUCAGGCUGCAGCUGCCGAGAACGGCGACGAUGCGGAGGGAGCAGCGAUAGUGAUUCCAGAGCCGGAGGACGAUGACGAUCCGGAACUUAUCGAUGAUCAGCUGAAACAGGCGCCCAACAGCAGUCCCUAUGCGGUGUUCCGCAAGGCGGGCAUCUGUGGAUUUGCCAAGCACUUUGGUCUUACUCCAGAGCAGUUUGCUGAAAAUCUGCGCGACAAUUAUCAGCGCAACGAAGUCACUCAAGAAAGCCUCGGUCCAACGGAGCUAGCUAAGCAAUACCUGUCUCCUCGCUUUAUGACCACGGAUGAGGUGCUCCACGCGGCCAAAUACGUUGUGGCACGCCAGUUGGCACAGGAGCCUUUACUCCGCAAAACCAUGCGAGAGGUAUACUUCGAUAGAGCCCGCAUCAACAUACGGCCCACAAAGAAUGGUAUGGUGCUUAUUGACGAGAAUUCUCCUGUUUAUUCGAUGAAGUACGUGGCCAAAAAGCCGGUGGGAGAUCUCUUUGGCGACCAAUUUAUUAAGCUUAUGAUGGCAGAGGAGGAGAAGUUACUGGAGAUUACGUUCCUCGAAGAGUUCGAGGGAAACGCAAGUGCCAACGGACCACCCGGUGACUAUGUGGAGGAGUCUAAGGCCUUGUAUCAUUUGGAUCAAUUCUCCAAGCAUGUCCUGGAAUGGAAUACACUGCGAGCGGAGUGUGUAAAGCUGGCGCUGCAGAAGUGGGUCAUUCCGGAUCUGAUCAAGGAGUUGCGGUCUACCCUGCAUGAGGAGGCGCAGCAGUUUGUGUUACGUUCCUGCUCGGCUAAACUGUACAAGUGGCUGAAGGUGGCGCCAUAUAAGCCAGAGUUGCCCACUGAUUACGGCUACGAAGAAUGGAGCACUCUAAGGGGUAUACGGGUGCUGGCUCUGGCCUACGAUCCCGACCAGUCUGUGGCCGCUUUCUGUGCGGUAACCACCGUGGAAGGCGAUAUUUCCGACUACCUGCGACUGCCGAAUAUCCUAAAGCGCAAGAAUUCGCACAAUGCAGAGGAGAAAGCCCAAAAGUUGGCCGAUCUGCGAAAGCUUAGUGACUUCAUCAAAAUGAAGAAACCGCACAUUGUGGUCAUUGGAGCUGAAUCGCGUGAUGCCCAGAACAUCCAGGCAGACAUCAAGGAGAUACUCCAAGAGCUCGAGUCAUCUGAGCAGUUUCCGCCAAUCGAGGUGGAGAUAAUUGAUAAUGAGCUGGCAAAGAUCUAUGCCAAUUCGAAGAAGGGCGAAUCAGAUUUCAAGGAGUAUCCCGCACUGCUAAAGCAGGCCGUUUCGCUUGCCCGCAAGAUGCAGGAUCCGCUGGUGGAAUACUCGCAGCUAUGCGACGCCGAUGACGAGAUUCUCUGCCUGCGCUACCAUUCGCUGCAAGAGCGUGUGCCGCGCGAGCAGCUGCUGGAGCAACUUAGCUUGCAGUUUAUCAAUCGUACCAGCGAGGUCGGUCUGGACAUCAACCUAAUGGUGCAGAACUCACGAACCGUCAACCUGUUGCAGUACACCUGCGGCUUGGGCCCGCGCAAGGGUCAGGCUCUACUUAAACUGCUAAAGCAAAGCAACCAGCGUCUAGAAAACCGCACCCAGUUGGUUACCGUGUGCCACCUCGGGCCCAAGGUCUUUAUCAACUGCAGUGGUUUCAUCAAGAUCGACACCUCAUCGUUGGGCGAUAGCACGGAGGCGUAUGUUGAGGUACUGGAUGGGUCGCGUGUACAUCCGGAGACGUAUGAGUGGGCAAGAAAGAUGGCCAUUGAUGCAAUGGAGUACGAUGAUGAGGAGACCAAUCCGGCCGGAGCUCUUGAGGAGAUCCUGGAGUCGCCAGAGCGUCUGAAAGAUCUCGAUCUAGAUGCUUUCGCCGUGGAACUGGAGCGCCAGGGUUUCGGCAGCAAGAGCAUCACCCUGUACGAUAUUCGAAACGAGUUGAGCUGCCUGUACAAGGACUAUCGGUCUCCGUAUACGAAGCCCAGUUCGGAGGAACUCUUCGACAUGCUAACCAAGGAGACGCCUGACUCGUUUUACGUAGGCAAAUGUGUGACGGCCAUGGUUACCGGCUUCACUUAUCGGCGACCACAGGGCGAGCAGCUGGACAACGCAAAUCCACUGCGCAUCGACUCCAGCGAUAGCUGGCAGUGUCCCUUCUGCCUCAAGGCCGAUUUUCCAGAGCUGUCCGAGGUGUGGAAUCACUUUGAUGCGAAUACUUGUCCUGGUCAGGCAUCUGGUGUAAGAGUGCGAUUGGAGAAUGGUCUGCCGGGCUUUAUACACAUCAAGAAUUUGUCCGAUAAGCAAGUGCGCAAUCCAGAGGAGCGCGUGCGAGUUUCCCAAAUGAUCCAUGUGCGCAUCAUUAAGAUCGAUAUUGACCGAUUCUCGGUUGACUGUUCCUCGAAGACGGCCGAUCUAAAGGACGUGAACAACGAAUGGCGACCCCGACGUGACAAUUAUUACGACUUUGUAACGGAGGAGCUGGACAACCGCAAGGUCACUGAUGCCAAGGCGAGGGCGCAAAAGCGGAAUACCUACGCCCGUCGGGCGAUCGCCCAUCCUAGCUUUUUCAACAAGUCGUAUGCGGAAGUAGUGGCUAUGCUGGCGGAUGCUGAUCAGGGCGAGGUGGCCCUGCGCCCGAGUAGUAAGUCCAAGGAUCACCUAACAGCCACGUGGAAGGUGGCUGAUGACAUCUUCCAGCACAUCGAUGUGCGCGAGGAGGGAAAGGAGAACGAUUACAGCCUGGGCAGGAGUCUGUGGAUUGGCACUGAGGAGUACGAGGAUCUGGAUGAAAUCAUUGCCCGUUUUAUCACACCGAUGGCUUUGGCUGCCCGCGAACUGAUACAGUACAAGUACUACAAACCAAACACGGCGGCGGCCAAUGUGAAUGAGCGGGAUUUCAUGGACCAGAUGCUGCGCGACGAGAAGACCAAGGAUCCAAAGAAGAUUCAUUAUUUCUUCACAGCGUCACGCAGCAUGCCGGGCAAGUUCCUGCUUUCUUAUCUGCCCAAGACGAAGGUGCGCCACGAGUAUGUGACUGUGAUGCCGGAGGGCUAUCGUUUCCGUGGUCAGAUCUUUGACUCGGUUAACAGUCUGUUGCGUUGGUUCAAGGAGCACUGGCUGGAUCCCACGGCUUCUCCUGCAGUGGCUUCCUCGGCGUCAAACUCAACGCCCCUGCACUCAAUGCGUCCGCCUCCGAAUAUCUCCUCAUCUUCUGGCCCAUCCUUGGGCUCCCAGGCUCCCUACAGCAUAACGGGCAGCGUGGGUGGAGGAACGCCGCGCAGUGGUAUCAGCAGUUCUGGUGGCGGCGGUGGUGGCAGCUCCAGCGCCUAUUCCGUUACACAAUCCAUUGUUGGCUACAGCUCCUCAUCGGGUGCAGCGGGAGCUGCAGCGGCUUCUUCACACUAUGGCAGCUCAUCGACGCCGUCAUUUGGAGCAAUUAUUAAUACGCCGUACACACCUAGUGGUCAGACGCCGUUCAUGACGCCCUAUACGCCGCAUGCCUCGCAGACACCUCGUUACGGACACAAUGUGCCGAGUCCUAGCUCACAAUCCUCCAGCAGUCAGCGUCAUCACUACGGCAGUAGCUCCGGAACGAGUGGCACACCUAGGUAUUACGAUAUGGGAGGCGGUGGCGGAAGCUCAAAUCCCUACAACAUGGGUGGUGGCAACAUGCCGCCACAUCACCAGCAACGUGCCAAAGAGAACCUUGACUGGCAGCUGGCCAACGAUGCGUGGGCAAGGCGCAGGCCACCGCCGCAGCAACAGCAGCAUCAUCAUUCGCAUCAGCAACAGCAAAUAGGAAUGGGCAUGAGCAUGGGAAUGGGCAUGGGCCACGGUGGUGGAGGAUACGGAUCAACGCCUAGCAAUGACUACAACACUGGAGGAGGACACAAUCGAGGAAUGGGCAUGAAUCAGGGCCACGGAACUGGAUCAUCCAUGUCUUCGAAGGCAUCUGUACGUAGUACUCCACGCACCAAUACCUCACCCCACUCCAUGAAUCUGGGCGAUGCGACUCCCCUUUACGAUGAGAAUUAGGGCGGCGGACUUAACCACCACAAACUACAAACAAACAAAAAAACACUAUGCUUAAAACUUUAACUAAACUACUGAAACAAGAACAGAAAAGAACAGAACGCCUACAAUAAUUAUAAAACAAGAAGGAAAACAAACACGCGCAGCUGGCGGAGAAGCAGCUGCAUUAAUAUUAGAGAGUUGGAGUGCGAUCUCGCAUUGAUCCUCAACGAUAUUUAUGUUUAAGAGCAAGUCUAUAACUGAUUCGCGGUACACACACAUAUAAAUAUAUAUAUAUAUAUCCUUAUAAAUAUAUAUAUAUGUAUAUAUACAUAUAUAUAUAAAUAUAAUUAUAUAUAUAUAUAAAUAGAAAUAUAUAUACACCUACAUACAUAUAAUCGAAGGUCGUGAAGCGCCUGCCGUUGGCGUCGAUAGAGCCGAACGGACGAAAACGGCUCGGCAGGAGCUGGAGGAAGGAGGAGCAAUCAGGUUUGUGACGACGGAAGGACGAAAAAUAAAAUGAAUUUUUUUCUGACCAGAAAA
Drosophila eugracilis is the source of this 6153-nucleotide messenger RNA. It is a transcript of the gene Spt6, whose product is annotated as transcription elongation factor SPT6. Lineage: Eukaryota; Metazoa; Arthropoda; Insecta; Diptera; Drosophilidae. Gene Ontology annotation, biological process: transcription elongation-coupled chromatin remodeling; transcription elongation by RNA polymerase II; positive regulation of transcription elongation by RNA polymerase II. The transcript is spliced from 6 exons. Gene Ontology annotation, molecular function: nucleosome binding; histone binding; DNA binding. Gene Ontology annotation, cellular component: transcription elongation factor complex. The coding region runs from base 118 to 5634 and encodes 1838 amino acids. The record is from RefSeq and is a predicted model, not a curated record.